CAGGCGGCACCGCGAUCGGUCCGCCUCAAGUCCGUUUUGUUGUCGUAUGAUUAAAAGUUUUUAGCCACUGAGUUGUUUUUAAGGCAGAUUUUUUAGUGAAACCUCCCUUAGUUCCGCAAGUCGCUCGCCGUGAUCCGUGAUUCGAGGUGCCAGAAUGCUGCGGGAUUCGCGAGUCCACCCCGCAGAAGGCCGCGACGAGUAGAAGCUGGGCAAGGGCAUCACCGUGCGAACACGCUCGAGAUUGAGAUAAUAUCUCUCUGUUAAAUGGUGAUUAUCGAUGCCAUGGAGAGAAGGAUAAAACUGAAAACUUUGAACAGUCAUAUAACAUGCAAGAUAUGCCGCGGAUACCUGAUUGACGCCACCACGGUCACCGAAUGUUUGCAUACGUUCUGCAAGAGUUGUCUGGUGAAGCAUCUCGAGGAGAAGCACACGUGUCCGACAUGCCAAAUUGUCAUACAUCAGUCGCAUCCGUUACAGUACAUCAGUUUCGACAGAACUAUGCAAGAUAUUGUCUACAAACUAGUUCCUGACCUCCAAGAAAAUGAAACCAAAAGGGAGAGAGAAUUUUACAGAGCUCGAGGUUUGCCUUGUCCUAAAGACAUUUUGCCCAACGCCGGAGAAGUUGAGGAGGAAAAAGCCAAUGCGGAUGCGCACGCGGAGUCGGAUUAUCAUCGCACUGACGAGCAGGUUAAUGUAUGUUUGGAGUGCACGAACUCGAGUUUGAAGACCUUGAAGAGGAGAUUUAUCAGGUGUUCGGCUCAGGCUACGAUAACGCAUAUGAAAAAGUUUAUCGCCAAAAAGGUUCUAACCGGCAUGGAGAAAUAUAGAGAUAUCGACAUUUUGUGCAAUAACGAAUUACUAGGUAAGGACCACACGUUGAAGUUCGUUUACGUGACGAGAUGGAGGUUCCGGGACCCACCCCUGAGGUUACAGUACAGAUCGCACAUAGACAUGCAAGACUAACCCCUCCACAUUCGGGAAUGUACAAAAAUCACGAAGGAUCAAUCUGUUCCUUUAUUUGUACAUUUUUUCUAGUUACAUUCUCAUCUUAACUGUUGUAGUACUUAUCUCUACGUUUACACGCAUUUAUGUGAAAUUUUAGAUAACGAUAUCGGUUCUGUGAAACAGGGUGAUACGAUGCCGACUACGAGAUGUAUUAUUCGAUGUUAAUAAUAGCAGAAUCCCAUUAUUAUUAUUAUUGCGUAUUGGUAAUAACGGGAUUCUACUGUUCGAGUCAAAGAUCAUUCUUGUCAUGUAUCAUAAUGAAUUGUACGAUAUAUUAUCUCUUCAUAGUUAAAAAAAAAUUGAUUUGUCAAGAUUUUCUCAGUAGUGCAUUACGUCUGUUGAUGUUUAAGUGAUUCGUGGCAGGGAAGGCAUCGUGAUGAAAGAAAAGGGGAAUCUAUAUUUUCAAUUCCAGUGUGUGUGUAAUACACACACACACACACACGGAUCUAUGUAGAUAUUUAAUUACCAUCGCAUUGUACAGAUUCUCUCUGCCUAUACGUUAAGUUUCCGGCGGACCAUCUCUCCUCCUCGUAUGCAGAAUCUUGGCGGACGCGAGUGAGACUUUCUACAUUUUACGCACGCGAGACAAAGAGCUACGGAUCCUCGUUUUGUGAAAUUGUACAUUCUUUUUUCAUAUAGCACGCACCUCAUCUUUGUACAUAGAAUAUUUUUGACAGAAUGCGAACAACAUUGCAUGUAGAGAAAAAAGGAGAGAGAGAGAGAGAGAGUGCAAAGCUUGUAUUAGGUAAACGAAAGAAAUUGGAUCUGAAUAUUCAGGUCUUUUUAACUUUGUAUGUUUAUGCGCCGUACAUAUUCUAAUCGCGUCUCAAGUUUCUCUCGACAUCGGCUUGCGAUUAAAAAAGAAGAAAGAGGGAGAAAGGCACAGAUUUUUAUUUCGAUGGCGAAAUAUUUUCAGGAGAUUCGCCAUCGAACAGCGCGUGCCGUGUCGAGCGAAACGCAUGGCGCUCGUCGCUUGUAGUAAACGAUCCCGGUAUUGCGGAAUUCUUCGGAACGGAUUUCGAUCGGAAUCGUACUUCUAUUGUGUUUUCUAGGGAAAACAGAAUAAUUCUGAUCCAUUCCGUGUAAUUCCAUCCGUACUGUUUUUCAUCCGACGAUCGCUAAACGAAAGGUGUGAUUGUACAUAAAAUUUAGAAAAUCGAACGCGACCUCUCGCCAAGUAGCGAUACCGCAAGAACGCUAGAGCUUGUAUGUUGUACGCUGUGUAUGCGCAUCUUCAUAAAUUAUUAAAUAAAUAUGUUUUGUACAGCAA
Wasmannia auropunctata (little fire ant) is the source of this 2275-nucleotide messenger RNA. It is a transcript of the gene l(3)73Ah, whose product is annotated as polycomb group RING finger protein 3. Gene Ontology annotation, cellular component: PRC1 complex. The transcript has 5 exons. NCBI's taxonomy places the organism in Eukaryota, Metazoa, Arthropoda, Insecta, Hymenoptera, Formicidae. Bases 265 to 963 code for a protein of 232 amino acids. The record is from RefSeq and is a predicted model, not a curated record. Gene Ontology annotation, biological process: regulation of transcription by RNA polymerase II.